Quercus lobata is the source of this 1136-nucleotide messenger RNA. Its product is annotated as B3 domain-containing transcription factor VRN1-like. The record is from RefSeq and is a predicted model, not a curated record. Lineage: Eukaryota; Viridiplantae; Streptophyta; Magnoliopsida; Fagales; Fagaceae. The transcript has 4 exons. Bases 157 to 1128 code for a protein of 323 amino acids. Gene Ontology annotation, molecular function: DNA binding.
UAUAAAGGUUCAGCUACUCUGUAUCAAAAAGCAUUAAUCAUAUUGUAUAGAUAUUGAAAAGUGAGAAGAACUACCCACAACCUCAAGAUACAAAUCUAAGAAGCCUUUGUUGAACCAUACAAGGCGGGAGAUAGAGAUAUUGACACUGCAGCAGUUAUGGCGAAUGCUCCACAUUUUUUCAAGAUCAUUCUCAACAAUUGUCUACGAGAUGGGAAGCUUGGAAUUCCUAGAAAGUUUACAAGGAAAUAUGGACAGGAGCUGUCAAAUUCUGCAUUUCUUAAACUUCCGAGUGGUGCAGAAUGGAAUAUAGAAUUGACAGAAAGUGAUGGUGAGAUUUGGUUACAGAACGGCUGGCCAGAAUUUGCAAACUACUACUCAGUAAAGCAAGGGCACUUCUUAGUUUUCCGAUAUGAAGGAAAUUCCCACUUCUAUGUACUCAUAUUUGAUGAGAGUGCAACAGAAAUAGACUAUCAUUUCAAUACGUCUCAUCGUGGAAAAGGCAAGCUUCAUAAUGAAUUUAUAGCUCCUAAUAUGGAAGAGAUUGAGAGUUAUAGUGCUAUUGAAUUCUUAGGCAGCUUUCCACCAAGCCCAAAAACAAGGGAUAAAUCGACAUUACCAUAUUUUCGACCCCACAAGAUCGUGAAAACUAAUUCAAGUGCAAAAGGCGUUAAAGGAAUUUCUACGACUAAACAACGUUUGAAAUCUAAGGCUGAUAGAAUGAUCCAGCCAUUGAACAACAAUGAAAUAGCUAGAGCACUUCAAAGAGCAAGUGCUUUCAAACCUAAAAAUCCGUAUUUCAAGGUUGUCAUUCAACAGUCAUAUUUGGAUCGGAAUUUGAAUAUACCAAAGGACUUUGUGAAGAAAUAUUCAAAUAUAUUGCAUGGCGAUGUCAACCUUUGUGUUUCCAAUGGGAGUAACUGGCCUGUUGAGUUUUGCAAAAGGACUGAUGAGAAUCUAAAAUGUAGGUUCAACUGUCGUUGGAAAGUAUUUGCAAAGGACAAUAAUCUAGAAGUAGGUGAUGUUUGUGCCUUUGAAUUGAUUGAGGCCACUAAGACUUUCAAAGUGGUCAUUUUUCGUGUGAGUGAAGAAAAUUGUUGUGCCCCUAUUGUUAGGUAUGAAAUUUGCUGAGUUUUCCA